AUGGAUAAUGUCAACGAGCGAGCACCUCUCGUGGAUACCGGAAGGCUGGCGACAUCCACAAAAUUUGCUUACGCUCUUGGACAUGUUUUUAACGAUUUGACGGCUGCAAUGUGGUUUUCUUACACUCUAAUUUAUCUUCAACGAGUGGCAUUGUUAGAACCUAUCGUCGCCGGUGCGCUUUUACUAUUAGGACAAGUUAUCGACGCAAUUAUGACACCUGUAUUUGGUUUUCUGGUCGAUCGAUACUGCAAGAAGAAAAUCUGGCACGUCGUCGGUUCCACUAUGGUCACUCUGAGCUUUCCCAUAAUAUUCGGCGGUUUCGCCAAUUCGUCUACGACCGCAAUGUUUUUAUACGUGACGAGUAUUACGAUAUUUCAAACGGGUUGGGCAGCUGUGCAAAUCUCACAUUUAUCAAUGAUUCCCUCGUUAACUAAUUCUCUUUUAGCUCGAGCUGAUUUGACCGCGAUAAGAUAUUCCGCCCAAGUUGGUGCAGCCGUGGUAGUUUUUGCUGUUACAUGGAUAGUUUUACCAACCAAUGGAGAGUCGAUGGUCCAGCUGGAUCAACAAGAUGACUAUAAAUUCAGGAAUAUCGUUUUAGUCCUCACGACUUUUGGACUGACCGCAACGGUCUUUUUUCACGUUCUUUUAAAAGCGAAUCUCUUGGAACAAACAUCUUCAAAAUUAAACGUCGAAGAAGGAAUUAGAACAUCGGAUAAUUUCUCAAACCGCCGAGUAUCAUGGGUCGCUAUUACGAUUUUGUUAAGAGUUGCGAUGCUGUACGUAGCAAGUAGAUUGUUCAUUACUCUCGCUACGGUAUACUUGCCACUGUACAUAGAAGAGACCAAGGUUGGUGGCAAACAGGCGUUGGCUACCGUGCCAUUGGUUUCGUAUGUAUCUUCAUUCGCAGCCGCUUUGCUACUUAAAUACAUCAACAGAACCUGCGGUACCAAGUUUUGUUAUUUUCUUGGCGCUAUAAUUGGUAUAAUAGCCGCUGUGGUUACGGAAUUCGUCGGAAGUAACACGACGGUCGUAUACGCCGUUGCCGUAUUAAUUGGCGCGGGAAGUUCUAUUACGAUGGUCACCGCGUUGAGCGUCACCGCCGAAUUAAUCGGCUCAAGAACGGAACGUAGCGCGCUCGUGUAUUCCAUUGUCACUUUCCUCGAUAAAAUCAUCACUGGUUUCGUGGUGAUACUCAUCGAGAAAUGGUGA
Messenger RNA from Linepithema humile (Argentine ant), 1209 nucleotides. Its product is annotated as major facilitator superfamily domain-containing protein 12-like. Gene Ontology annotation, biological process: carbohydrate transport. NCBI's taxonomy places the organism in Eukaryota, Metazoa, Arthropoda, Insecta, Hymenoptera, Formicidae. Gene Ontology annotation, cellular component: plasma membrane. Gene Ontology annotation, molecular function: symporter activity. The record is from RefSeq and is a predicted model, not a curated record.